UCACGGCUUUCGAUUUCCUCCUCCAGGGCUUCGCGGUGCACUUUGGAUGGAUUAUGACAGCAUUAUGGUGGUGGGAAGGGUAAAAAGGUGGAACACAGGCCACGGCGGCAGUCCUCAGCACGCUCAGAGUGUCUCCAUGUAGGCAAAGCCCCAGAGUCGGAUGUUACCGAUGACGCGACCCGCAAAUUUCUUCAUUAGCUUUUGCGCUAUCGUACGCAGAGGUCCGAUAUCCUGGCGUAUAUGUCGAUUAUGUUCGGAUCGUCAUCUCCUUCUUUCAAUACUCUGUUGCUCUUCUCAUAUUGCUUGUAGACACGUCCUUUCCUGUUUACAUCCUCAUUUUUUAUCAUAUUACUACUGUGGCUUGCUUGCUUUCACCUAGCAUGAGACUUUUUUCUCUGCAUAUGCUUUCGCAACAUGUU
Molecule: messenger RNA, 419 nt
Organism: Paraphaeosphaeria sporulosa
Lineage: Eukaryota; Fungi; Ascomycota; Dothideomycetes; Pleosporales; Didymosphaeriaceae
Exons: 2
Coding region: 161-379 (72 amino acids)
Source: RefSeq, a predicted model, not a curated record